Rotaria socialis is the source of this 1455-nucleotide messenger RNA. The record is from the annotation of a GenBank genome assembly. NCBI's taxonomy places the organism in Eukaryota, Metazoa, Rotifera, Eurotatoria, Philodinida, Philodinidae.
AUGGCUUCGGUUCAACGUAUUAAUAAUUUUAUCAAUGGAAAAUAUGCAUCUACAGAAAAUUAUUUGGAAAGUUUGAAUCCAUGCACUGAAGAAAUCAUUGCUCAUAUUGCAGAUAGUACAGUAGAUGACGCUAAACUUGCUGUUCAAGCGGCGCGACAAGCAUUUCCUUCAUGGAGUCGUCAAACAGCUGCCAAACGAAUACAUUAUCUCAAUCGAAUAGCUGAUUUGAUAGAAGCACGUUUAGAAGAUUUCGCUCGUGCUGAAUCAUCAGAUCAAGGUAAACCAUUGUGGCUAGCACGAACAGUAGAAAUACCACGAGCGGUUGAUAAUUUUCGAUUCUUUGCAACAGCUUUAUCACAAAGUCGUGAAAGUUUUACACAGCAUACAUCAGCGCCGAAUGUGAUAAGUUAUACAACACGAAGUCCAUGUGGAGUUGCUGUAUUAAUUAGUCCUUGGAACUUACCUUUAUAUUUAUUAACAUGGAAAAUUGCACCAUGUAUUGCAUUUGGUUGUACUUGUGUAUGUAAGCCGAGUGAAUUUACUUCUGUGACAGCUGGUAUGCUUGCUCAAGUUUUUAUCGAUGCUGAACUUCCACCGGGUGUUGUUAAUCUUGUUUUUGGUGUUGGUCCACGAGUUGGUCAAGCACUUAUAACUCAUCCUGAUGUUAAUGCUAUUUCGUUUACUGGCAGUACAGCUACAGGUUAUCAUAUUAAAAAAGCAACAUCACAUUUGCCUGUUAAAAUAUCACUUGAAAUGGGAGGAAAAAAUUCAGGUAUCAUUUUUAAUGAUGCUGAUCUAUCAAAAUGUCUUCCUGUUUUACUCAGAUCAUGCUUUCUGAAUUCUGGCCAAAUUUGUUUAUGUACAAGUCGUUUAUAUGUUCAACGAGAGAUCUAUGAUGAGUUUCUUAAGAAAUUUAUUGCUGAAGUCAACACUUUAAAAGUAGGUGAUCCAUCAGAUGAUAGUACAAAAAUGGGUCCGGUUGUUAGUAAGGAACAUCAAAAUAAAAUCGAAAAAUAUAUUGAAUUAGCACGACAAAAUGGAAAUAAAGUUAUAGUUGCUGGUAUUAUGGACGAAAAUAUUAAAAAAUCAAGCAGAGGCUAUUUUAUAAUGCCAACAGUGAUAUUAAAUGUUGACGAUGAAUCAAAAUUAAUGACUGAAGAAAUUUUUGGACCUGUUGUUUGUAUUGUACCAUUUGAUACUGAAGAUGAAGUUAUGGAACGAGUAAAUAAAACUCAAUAUGGUCUUUGUGGUUGUCUAUGGACGGAAAGUAUUGGUCGAGCUCAUCGUCUUGCUACUCGAAUGGAAUGUGGUACAGUUUGGAUUAAUGGUUGGAUGUUACGUGAUCUUCGUAUGCCAUUUGGUGGUGUUAAGGAUAGUGGCGUGGGUCGUGAAGGUUAUCCUUAUUCUGAAGAUGUAUUUACUGAAAUCAAAACUGUAGGCAUAAACAUUGCAUAA